Molecule: messenger RNA, 1424 nt
Organism: Alnus glutinosa
Lineage: Eukaryota; Viridiplantae; Streptophyta; Magnoliopsida; Fagales; Betulaceae
Product: probable UDP-3-O-acylglucosamine N-acyltransferase 2, mitochondrial
Exons: 10
Coding region: 190-1125 (311 amino acids)
Biological process (GO): lipid A biosynthetic process
Source: RefSeq, a predicted model, not a curated record
CCCUUAUCACCGAUGUCGGAAUAACAGGAUUACGGGAGUGCCUCUUUGUCCUAAAGCGAGCUAUACAGCUUCAGAAUCAGACACUCUGUGGCACUUUCAUUGCCAUUUGCCAAGCCGAAACUGUUUUUCAAAUCCUUGGAAAGCCUAACAUAUUAGCUAUUGUUCUCUGUCUCUCUCUCUCCCUCGGCCAUGGCAAUCACAGCGAGAAAAUUAGCCAACUUGGGCUCCUCCACUUCACUUUCUUACCUCAUGUCUAAGAAGCACAAGGCGUAUAUACAAGGCCAUCGUGAUUUAUCUCCGGGGAUUGGUAGUAGUCUUCGGGAUUUCUCCGUGGGCGCUGGCCAAACUGGGUCUAGUGCUUCCUUUGAUACGUCUGAGGAUGGUGCUGGACUAAGCCCCAUAGAAUUUCAGAGAUGGCAUAAUGGAGGUGGGAUUUUCCACAAGUCAGCUUCCAUUGACCCAACAGCGCUCAUAGAGACCGGUGCUGUAGUUCAUCCAAAAUCCGUUGUUGGUGCAUAUGUUCAUAUUGGAUCAGGAACUGUUGUUGGACCUUCUGUGCUAAUCGGCCAAUUGACAAAAAUAGGGUACAAUGUUGCACUCAGUAAUUGCGCUAUCGGUAAUUCAUGUUUAAUCCACAGUGGAGUUUGCAUUGGUCAAGAUGGGUUUGGGUUUUUCGUGGAUGAGAAAGGGAACAUGUUGAAGAAACCUCAAUUGCUGAAUGCUAUGAUUGGGAACCAUGUGGAGAUUGGUGCAAAUACAUGCAUUGACAGGGGGAGUUGGAGAGAUACAGUUAUUGGGGAUCAUUCAAAGAUAGAUAAUUUAGUUCAGAUUGGUCAUAAUGUAGUUAUUGGGAGAAGUUGCAUGCUUUGUGGACAAGUUGGGAUUGCAGGUUCAGUGACGAUAGGAGACUAUGUAACUUUGGGGGGAAGGGUAGCAGUUCGGGAUCAUGUUUCCAUUGUGUCAAAGGUAUUAAUUUGGUCCGGCUUGCUGCUACUAGCUGUGUCACCAAGGAUAUCAAAGAACCUGGGGAUUAUGGUGGCUUUCCUGCUGUUCCAAUUCACGAGUGGCGCAGACAAGUUGCUACCCAAUUUCGGACUUCAAAGAAAAGGGUUUGAUAUAUUUUAGGAUUUGUUCUAGAUUUGGCUUUGGUGUAGUAGAUUUGUGGUGUAGUAGAUUUGUGGCGAAGUUUCUUCUGCAGUAUCUAAUUUGCUGGGGGUUUCUACCAUAUAUCAGCGUAUCAGCAUAUUAAGUAUUGACCAAAACUUUUCAUGGAGUCGCUGUGUUGGAUAAUUUUAUGUCCAACUUGAAUGACUUUUAUUUUCCUUCAAAUAUUACUUGAUGGAUGAAUCAAAAAGGAAAAAAGACUGGUAUUAUGAUAGGAUCUACGAAAGGGGUAUGGAAUGUAGAGAUGGAAAAAGGGAAUU